AUGGACGGUGAUAUCAUCAUCGGUGCCCUGUUCUCUGUGCAUCACCAGCCCUCGGCCGAGAAGGUUGCGGAGAGGACGUGCGGAGAAAUCAGGGAGCAGUACGGCAUCCAGCGGGUGGAAGCAAUGUUCCACACGCUGGACCGUAUCAACGCCGACCCCAACCUUCUCCCCAACAUCACUUUGGGCUGUGAGAUCAGAGACUCGUGCUGGCACUCGUCCGUGGCUCUGGAGCAGAGCAUCGAGUUUAUCCGUGAUUCUCUCAUCUCCAUCCGCGACGACCAGGACGGUUCCAAAUACUGCAUUGACGGAACCCCCUCCAGCCAACCCCCGGCUACCAAAAAGCCCAUCGCCGGAGUCAUUGGCCCCGGCUCAAGUUCAGUGGCGAUUCAGGUGCAAAACCUGUUACAACUCUUCAACAUUCCUCAGAUAGCGUACUCUGCCACGAGCAUAGAUUUGAGCGACAAAACUCUGUACAAGUAUUUCCUCAGAGUCGUGCCGUCUGACACACUCCAAGCCAGAGCUCUGUUGGACAUCGUAAAGAGAUACAACUGGACUUACGUGUCUGCAGUUCACACAGAGGGAAACUAUGGCGAGAGCGGCAUGGAGGCCUUCAAGGAGCUGGCGGCCCAGGAGGGCCUGUGCAUCGCCCACUCCGACAAGAUCUACAGCAACGCGGGCGAGCGCCACUUCGACCGGCUGCUGAGGAAGCUGCGUGAGCGGCUGCCCAAGGCCCGCGUGGUGGUCUGCUUCUGCGAGGGCAUGACCGUACGCGGCCUGCUGAUGGCCAUGCGGCGACUAGGCGUAGCCGGAGAGUUCCUGCUGAUCGGCAGUGACGGCUGGGCCGACCGAGACGAGGUGGUGGAGGGCUACGAGGCGGAGGCGGCCGGCGGCAUCACCAUGAAGCUCCAGACAGAGGAGGUGACGUCCUUCAACGAGUACUUCCUGAAGCUGAAGCUGGGUACCAACACCAGGAACCCCUGGUUCGCCGAGUUCUGGCAGCACCGCUUCCAGUGCCGCAUCCCCGGCCAUCCACAGGAGAACACCAACUACUACAAGAACUGCACAGGUUACGAGAGUCUGGAGGACAACUAUGUGCAAGACAGUAAGAUGGGGUUUGUCAUCAAUGCCAUCUAUGCCAUGGCUCAUGGCCUCCACGACAUGCACCAGCACGUUUGCGGGGGCAUGGACGGACUGUGCGAGGCCAUGGACCCCAUUGACGGCAGCAAACUCCUGGACUUCCUGCUGACGACCAACUUCGCAGGCGUCUCCGGAGAGGACGUCCGCUUCGACGAGAAUGGCGACUCUCCCGGCAGGUAUGACAUCAUGAACCUGCAGCUGGUGGACUCGGGAGUGUACGACUACAUCAACGUGGGCUCGUGGCACGAGGGGAUGCUGAGUAUGGACGACACCAUGCUGCAGAUGAACCGCAGCGAGAUGGUGCGCUCCGUCUGCAGCGAGCCCUGCGAGAGGGGCGAGAUCAAGGUGAUCAGGAAAGGGGAGGUGAGCUGCUGCUGGAUCUGCAGCGCGUGCAAAGACAACGAGAUCAUCCAGGACGAGUUCACAUGCAAGGCCUGCGAGCUGGGCUGGUGGCCCGACGACGAGUUGGAAGGCUGCUUGGCCAUUCCCCUGCGCUACCUGGAGUGGAGUAACCCGGAGUCCAUCGUGGCGGUGGUCUUCUCCUGCCUGGGCAUCCUGGUCACCAGCUUCGUCACCUUCAUCUUCAUCCUCUACAAGGACACACCGGUGGUCAAGUCGUCGUCGCGCGAGCUCUGCUACAUCAUCCUGGCGGGCAUCUUCCUAGGCUACAUCUGCCCGUUCACGCUGAUCGCCCGGCCGACCGUGGCCUCCUGCUACCUGCAGCGCCUCCUGGUGGGCCUCUCCAGUGCCAUGUGCUACUCGGCGCUCGUCACCAAGACCAACCGCAUCGCGCGCAUCCUGGCCGGCAGCAAGAAGAAGAUCUGCACGCGCAAGCCGCGCUUCAUGAGCGCCUGGGCCCAGGUGGUGAUCGCCUCCGUCCUCAUCAGCAUACAGCUCAUACUGGAGGUCACGCUCAUCAUCCUGGAGCCUCCGGCGCCGGUCAAGUUCUACCCCAGCAUCCGCGAGGUCUUCCUGAUCUGCAAUACCUCCAACAUGGGCAUGGUGGCGCCGCUGGGCUACAACGGCCUGCUGAUCCUCAGCUGCACAUAUUAUGCCUUCAAGACGCGCAACGUGCCGGCCAACUUCAACGAGGCCAAGUACAUCGCCUUCACCAUGUACACCACCUGCAUCAUCUGGCUGGCCUUCGUGCCCAUCUACUUCGGCUCCAACUACAAGAUCAUCACCACGUCCUUCUCCGUGAGCCUGAGCGUCACCGUGGCGCUGGGCUGCAUGUUCACGCCCAAGAUGUACAUCAUCCUCGCCAAGCCCGAGCGCAACGUGCGCAGCGCCUUCACCACCUCCGACGUGGUGCGCAUGCACGUGGGCGACGGCAAGAUCGCCUGCCGCAGCAACAGUCUCAUCAACAUGUUCAAGAGGAAGAGGGAUGGCCCCGGUAAUGCCAAGUAA
Molecule: messenger RNA, 2544 nt
Organism: Engraulis encrasicolus (European anchovy)
Lineage: Eukaryota; Metazoa; Chordata; Actinopteri; Clupeiformes; Engraulidae
Gene: grm1b
Product: glutamate receptor, metabotropic 1b
Exons: 8
Coding region: 1-2544 (847 amino acids)
Biological process (GO): G protein-coupled glutamate receptor signaling pathway; regulation of synaptic transmission, glutamatergic
Cellular component (GO): postsynaptic density membrane; plasma membrane
Molecular function (GO): adenylate cyclase inhibiting G protein-coupled glutamate receptor activity; G protein-coupled receptor activity involved in regulation of postsynaptic membrane potential
Source: RefSeq, a predicted model, not a curated record